AUGAAUUUACAAUCGCUGGGGCGCCAGACGUGGGCGUUGACGAGGAAGAACCUCCUCAUCGCCGUUCUUCGAAAGUGGCGCUCGACUUUCUUCCGAUCUCUCCUCUUCCCGAUAGUUGUUCUGGUCCUCUUGCUCGAAGUUCAGAACUUCUCCAAGGAUACCAACAGAUAUGGAAUCGCCGACCCUCGUUCCGUCAGCAGCCUUGCCGAUAGCAUGGCGAGUAAUUCGAAAUCGCUUGUCUUGGUUCAAGAGCCUGGCCUUGGGUCCGACUUUCAGCCUGUUCUUGAGAAGAUUACAGACCCCCUAGAUUCGAAUCGACUUAUUCAUCUGGAUGGCUCUAGCAAGAUCGACGCCACCUGUCCGGUGGAUUAUCAUGGAAACUCGCCAUGCCAUGCGGUAGUAAUCUUCAAGGACUCGCCUCUCAGCGGACAUGUCAACGCAACAUGGAACUAUACUAUCAGAACAGACCCCAGCCUCCACUACUGGUCUUUCAACGUCUUCGACACGAACAGCGCCGUCGACAAGGUCUAUCUACCCCUGCAACUAGCUAUCGAGAAUGCGAUGCUCAACUUAACCGAGAGCCCGGACUUCAUGCCUUAUACGUCUGAAACACAAGAGGAAGUGGAUGAGCAGUCAAGGAGGGGUUUUAUCAUCCUGGCAUUAUACCUUUUGUCUUUUGUCUACUACAUCACCUUUAUCCCGGUUGGCCACCACGUUGCGGGUAUGAUAGCGUCCGAGAGGGAAUCUGGAAUGUCGGACCUAAUCGACGCAAUGGGCGGAGGAGGUGCUUGGCCGAGGGUUCUGAGCUAUGUCUUCACAUUUGAUAUUCUAUACCUUCCUCUAUGGAUUAUCAUGGGAGCCUUAUACUGGGCUCUCCUUGACCCCGGCCAAAACGCGGCUAUUACGAUAUUCUGGCAGAUAUUCACAGGAUGGGCAAUCACAAGUGCAUCUGUGUUUGGGGCCGCAUUCUUCAAGCGAUUUGCUUUUGCUAGUCUUUGGGUUUCGUUGAUCCCUUGGUUACUAGCUAUCUGCGCUGCCUUCGCGGAAAACCUAGCAGAACCUGCUCCUCUUGGCCAGGUCGUUGCGCUGUCGUUCUUCUUUCCUAGCAUGAACUACAUCUACUUCUUCAAUUUUAUAGCUAAGGCCGAAAUUGUUGGAAUCCGCCUCAACAUGCAGCAACCAAUACCAGACUCGAGCUUAGAUAUGGGACUAGUCAGCGGUCAGGGGCACGGCGUCAAUUGGGUUAGUCUCGCCGGCCCUUAUUUCCUCUGGAUUAUCUUGGUUGUCCAAAUCAUUGGUUACGCGUUGUUAGCCAUUCUGGUUGAGACGUUUCUUCACGGGAACAAUCACCGUCGUCGAACGUUUCACGACACUCCGGAAGCAGCCAAUUCCCAUGUCGCCAUCGAGACUAUCGACUUGGAGAAACAGUAUCGGCCAUCGUGGUUCAAGAAAUUCUUCUGUUGUGCCCGCACUCCGAAAACGAAAGCCGUCGAUGGGUUGAACCUCGUCAGUCAGAAACGCCAGAUCCUUUGCCUGUUGGGUCCUAAUGGCUCUGGGAAAACAUCAACUUUAGACAUGCUAGCUGGAUUCCAAGUGCCUACAGGGGGCCAAGUGAACAUCAAUGCUUCGCCAUCGCAAUUGGGUAUUUGUCCGCAGCGUAAUGUGUUGUGGGACAACCUGACUGUCUAUGAGCAUCUAGUCAUCUGGAAUUCUCUCAAAGGCAAUACCGAGGAUCCAGCGGCCCUCGAAAAACUGAUCGAAAAAUGUGACCUUGCGCUCAAGAAGAACAGCUUCGCGAGGAACUUGAGCGGCGGCAUGAAGAGAAAACUCCAAUUAGCUUGUAUGCUGGUCGGCGGAUCCUCUGUUUGUCUAAUGGACGAAGUUACUUCCGGUCUUGACCCCCUAUCUCGUCGCGCCAUUUGGAACGUGGUUCUUAGCGAGAGAUCCCAGAGAACUAUGGUCCUUACUACACAUUUCCUUGACGAAUGUGAAGUACUAUCGGACCACAUAGUAAUCAUUACACUGGGGAAACUUAAGUGCCAAGGAACACCCACUGAGCUGAAGAACCAAUAUGGCGGAGGCUAUCGCGUCCAUAUUCCAAGGACCGAAGAUAUAUCGAGCAUACCAUACCCAGUGACACAACAACAUGAUAGGUACAUUUGCAGGACGCCAGACUCGACGUCCGCUGCGGGACUUCUAGCCUUCUUAAAGAACUCAAGUGAUUCAGAGUUGUAUAUCACCGGACCCACCAUUGAGGAUGUGUUCCUAAAGGUCUCCGAGGAGCCUCAUACACUCAUCGGUGAGACACCAGAGGAGAUUUCCAUCGCAGACUCUCAGCCAAGCAGGGUGAAAAGCCCACAUGUCGAACCACCUCUAUGGAUUACAUACUCGCAGCAAUUCCGGGCUCUCUUCCUAAAGAGGAUCCAGGUCCUGCGCUCAAACUGGUGGGCCUACCUCUUCACCCUCGCCAUUCCUAUCAUCGCAACUUAUGCCAUCGGGACUUUCCUCAAGGACUACGAGAUUCCCGACUGCAAUCGCCUAAUUUCGUUCUCGCCAUACGAUAGCCGUAUGAGUUACACAUCUACAUACGCAUUAGCACUCGGGCCUCCAUCCGCAAACAGUACGGUCGAGGACAUAAUUAAUUCCACGAGCAGGUACCGCUACAGCGGCUACGGCGGCGGGCCCUACCUUGUAGAUAGCCGGGACGAUCUCGAGGACUUCGUUCGUACCAACACCGCGAAUAUCUCGUACGGCGGCGCGGCAUGGAUGGGUAAUAACACCAAGCCGCUUGUCGCCUACUCCGCGACGUCUGGAUCUUCGGGCGCUUCCGGCCUUUUGAAUCUCGUUAACCAAGUCCGCAGUGGGGAGCGCGUAGCAGGCUACCUGUCUACCCUUCGCUCCUAUCACCAGGCCGAAGGGGGGCAGAGCAUGUUCUACGUUACUAUUUUCUGCCUCCUUCAGGCGCUCUACCCGGCUUUCUUCUCCCUGUACCCGACAUACGAGCGCAGAUCUCAAGUACGGGCGCUUCAAUAUUCAAACGGUGUCCGGCCGUUCCCUUUGCUAUUUUCGUAUUGGAUGUUCGAUUUCGUAUUCGUCCUGGUGAUCACCGCAGUCUGUACCGCCUUAAUCGCUCCUAUCGCACCAUGGUUCGGUAUAGGCUACAUCUGGUUCAUACAAGCGCUUUACGGGCUUGCGGCUAUCCUUUUCGCGUACUUGAUUUCUCUCAUGUCCCGCUCGCAGCCAGCGGCGUUUGCUUACUCUAUCUUGUUCAUGGCUAUCAUGUACGCCAUCUCGAUCAUUGCACUAUUGGUGAUUCAAAUGACGGACGGUGCCAAUCAGAUGGCCAACGACGGAACCGCCUACGGACUCGGUCUUAUCUUCCCUAUACAGAACCUUAUGCGAGGCAUGGCUGUGAGUUUGAACAUGUAUAUUGUCCGUUGCCGAGGCCAGGACAUGGUUACAGACCCGGGCUCAUUCUACGCUUUUGGAGGGCCUAUCAUGCUGCUUAUCAUCCAAAUAAUUGGCCUCUUCAGCUUGCUCUUAUGGCUUGAAGGCGGUAGCUUCGCGUGUAUCUCGAAGCCUAAGCCCCUGCCACCAGUCAUCGACGAUACAGAGAAAAGCGGCUCCUCGUCAGGAAGGCCGGAUGUUGACGCUGAGACCGCUCGUGUGGCUGCAUCGGAGAUGGAUCUCCUUCGCGCGCUUCACGUAUCAAAGAAGUUUGGACCUAAUGUUGCGGUUGACGAUGUGUCACUUGGCCUCCAAGAAGGCGAGAUUCUCGCUCUACUAGGUCCCAACGGCGCCGGAAAGACUACUAUGAUUAACAUGAUCCGCGGUGACCUAACACCAAGUAGUGGUCGGAUCUAUCUUGAGGGCGUCGACGUGCUCAGAAACAAGCGACUAGCUCAAAAGCACCUUGGUGUCUGUCCUCAAUUCGACGCUCUAGAUCUCCUCACAGUCCGCGAACACCUCACAUUCUACGCGCGAUGCAAAGGCGUCGAAGACAUAAAGGGCGCCGUAUCCUACGUGAUGGCCCGCGUCGGCAUCACAAUACACGCAAGCAAGAUGGCGGCCAAGCUCUCAGGCGGUAACAAGCGUAAACUAAGUCUUGCCAUCGCGUUACUCGGUGACCCACCAGUACUUCUCCUCGACGAGCCCAGCUCGGCCAUGGACGCAGCGUCGAAGCGCGUACUAUGGCGUACGUUAGCCGCCGUGGCGCCCGGUCGCUCCGUCUUAUUAACAACACACUCGAUGGAAGAGGCCGAUGCGCUUGCCACACGUGCGGCAAUCGUGGCGCGCCGUGUCCUGGCCGUUGGUACAACGGAGGCGCUACGUAAGACGCAUAGUAAUGAGUAUCACAUACACUUGAUCCUGCGCAGCGCCCCGCUAUCAACAGCAGAGGAGAUGCGUGGCGUAGAGGAAUGGGUGCGCCGCACGUUUAAAAACGCACUGCGCUUCGAAGGCGAGAGCCUUGGUGGCCAGGUUAGGUUCGUGGUCCCGGCCGAUAGCAGGGUUCCCGAAUCGACAAGCGCUUCGCCUACCGACGAUGCGAUUACAAAGGGGCGGCAUGCAACGCGCAGCUUCACAAGAUACCUAAUCGAGACCUUGGAGGCGCGCAAGGAGGAGCUAGGUAUCGACUGUUAUUCUAUCUCCGCUGCGACGAUGGAGUCGGUGUUUAUGAAGGUGGUUAAGGAGAGCGAUGCUGCUGAGGAUGAAGGACGGCAGCAAAAGCGCUGGUGGCGGUGGUGAGAAUCAGGGGCCAGCUGCUAAUUAGCGAC
Molecule: messenger RNA, 4775 nt
Organism: Daldinia vernicosa
Lineage: Eukaryota; Fungi; Ascomycota; Sordariomycetes; Xylariales; Hypoxylaceae
Product: P-loop containing nucleoside triphosphate hydrolase protein
Exons: 5
Coding region: 1-4746 (1581 amino acids)
Biological process (GO): transmembrane transport; lipid transport
Cellular component (GO): membrane; intracellular membrane-bounded organelle
Molecular function (GO): ATP hydrolysis activity; ATP binding; ABC-type transporter activity
Source: RefSeq, a predicted model, not a curated record